Molecule: messenger RNA, 877 nt
Organism: Arachis stenosperma
Lineage: Eukaryota; Viridiplantae; Streptophyta; Magnoliopsida; Fabales; Fabaceae
Exons: 4
Coding region: 59-877 (272 amino acids)
Source: RefSeq, a predicted model, not a curated record
CUUGGAUACCAGGAAAAUUCUUCAGGGUACACCGACCUUCGUUCAAUCUCAAAUAGAUAUGGCAAAAAAGAAUGCUCAGGAGGCCUACCAAAGGGUCCGGGAGGCUAAGGCGAAGUCCCGGGCUAGGUCCGGGGUAGUCAUCUCUCCUCCCCCUCCACCUCCUCCUCCUAAGAACACUGGCACUCCUACUCAACCUAUUGUUCUCUCUUCCUCGAGCUUGCCCCGACCACCCCCCUCUGCCCAAAUUCUCUCCGAACCCGAGAAGAAGAAGCGCAAGACUUCAGAGUCUGGCUCUUCUUCCUUCGAUGGUGGGGUUAAGGCGGAUGCUAUGGCAUUCGUCCGAAAGAACAUCUAUCCUUUUAUACAUAUGGAUGAUGUUUCUGUUCGGAACCACCUUACCACCAUGGCCGAGGAGAGUUUUAGGACGGCGGGUGUUUGCGGCAAGCUUUUGGACAUUUUUGAGAAAGCUCCCCUUAGCUCCUUGGGUGCAACCUCGAGGGUUGAGGAGUUGGAGGGGAGACUUCGUAUUUUUGAAAAACAUGAAAAGGAGCUGAAAGAGGAGAGGGAUAGGUUGAGGAAGGAGAGGGAUCACCUGAAGGAGGAGGAGGAGGGUCGCAGCGGGAUCUCACAUGAUGGGAGGCAUGAAAGUGAUGAAGAGAGGGAUGCUCUUAUACAAUUAGAGGAGGAGGACUUUGAGCUAUUUGAGGGAGGCCGGAAGGUUUUCGAGUCAUGGAGGCUGGCACAAUCAAAUCGAUUCCAAUUUUCGUUUGACAGGGAAUGGGAUAUUAUGAAAAUUGAGAAGGGUUCUCUUUUGCUCUUCAUGGACUAUGCGUUGCAUGUUCGCCGUUGGAGGACGGGGGUGUGUAUGGAGGAGUAG